Molecule: messenger RNA, 3076 nt
Organism: Planococcus citri (citrus mealybug)
Lineage: Eukaryota; Metazoa; Arthropoda; Insecta; Hemiptera; Pseudococcidae
Exons: 7
Coding region: 72-2510 (812 amino acids)
Source: RefSeq, a predicted model, not a curated record
ACCAUAAAUGCAAUCCCGCUGGAACAAUACUGAAGCGAGGAAGUUACAGUUAAAAUCUGAAUUUAUACAAAAUGAUUUCACAUAUUAAAAUUAUUGGUGUUUAUUUAAUGAUUAUCAUUGUCGUUUGUGGAAUCGACCGUGAAUAUGAAUUGACUGACACUGAAGAUGAAUUGAAUUACAAUGAAGAAGGAAUCGGCAGUGGUGGCAAUAAAAUAGAUCUGUCUAAAUGUGAACGUUUGAGAACCUACAAUGACUCCUAUAUAUUUUACCCAGCGAAGGACAUAAAAACUGAAACGGGAUUUUUCUUAAAAUUCAACGUAAAAGCUAAACGUGGCGUUCGAAUCAUAUUUUCUCCAACAAAUCAAUCCGCGAACGGUGAUCACAAAGUUUUUGAAGUAUUCAUUUAUAGCGGUGGUGACAACAGUAGUAUUUCAGUGAUACGAACUAGGCAAAAUUCAAAAAGCAGUACACAUACACACUUUGAAGAGAACAUGCUGUCACCUAUGAAAUGGCGUCAGUUUUGGAUUCGAAUCAGCUCAGAUGGAACAUUAAUUGAAGUCGGAAAGAAAGGCAGCAUUCCGUUCAUGUCUUCGAGAACGGAGCCUCGACUAAUCGAGUAUUAUGGAUUCGCUAGCGAAAACAAUUUCGUUAAUUAUGCCUUUCUGUGUUUUGAGAGAAAUAACGGAGGUGUUUCCCAGUACCGAACUUUAACAACCUACGAUCAUGCUUACACGUUUUAUCCAAUUGAAAAUAUAAAAAAUGAUGACGUAAUUUUUUUGGAAUUCGUUGUAAAAACUGAUCAAGACGCUCAUAUUAUUUUUUCCCCGACCAAUGAAACGGCGAAGACGGAUGAGAAAGUUUUCAAAGUAACUUUAGGUGGAUAUACUACUAAUACGAUUUCAACCAUCAAAACCUCUGAAAACGAUGAACCAGGAAGCGAAUAUCACGAAAAAGAUAUAUUAUCGCCCGACGAAUGGCGUCAGUUCUGGAUUCUAAUUACUCCUGAUGAAACAUCAAUUGAAGUUGGAAAGAAAGGAAGCUCCGCUUUCAUGUCUUUGGAAAUGGAGCCUACGUUGAUUAAGUAUUAUGGGUUUGCUAGUGGUGACAGUUUUGCCAAUUGGGCUUUUCCAAAUCUUCAAAACGCUGACACAGUAAGAAAUAUGAGCGGACUCGAAUGCAUUUUCGAUUCGGAAUGUCCACAAAACAAAGCCUGCAUCGGGAAAAAAUGCCGAGAUCCGUGCGAUGGAAUGUGUGGUAAAAAUACGAAAUGUGGUGUAGACAGUCAUGUACCUACAUGCAGUUGCAAGGAUGGAUUAUUUGGAGAUCCGUUAACAGAAUGUGUUGAAGAAGAAAAUCUUCCGAAAUAUACAAGUAUGACGAGCAUGGGAUUCCGGUUGACAAUGUAUCCGAUCGGUGCUAUAAAAAAAUCGAACGAAAUUUUCAUGAAUUUCAAUGUGAAAGGUGAAUCUGCUGUGAUCUAUUUUUCCUCAACAGAUCAACUCAAGGUGAAGGAUGCAAAAUAUGAGUAUUUCGGUGUGAGUUUGGGCAGUGAAGCGGACAACGAUUCAUUUAUCAUUUCACCUAGAAUGAGUGAUUCCAAUAAACUGCUUCAUAUUGAGGAAGACCCAAUAAUAUCAACUAAAGAAUGGCGCCAGUUUUGGAUUCGAAUUACUCUAGAUGGAUCGUCAAUUGAAGUAGGUAAAAAUGGGAAACCUGCAUUCAUGUCUUUGAAAAUUGAGCCUCAGUCACUGGAGUAUUUUGCAUUCGCUAGUGAAGAAGUUUGUCGCUGGAAAUUGCUGUGUUCCAAGGACACCAACACAGAUCUUCUCCGGUAUAGAACUCUAGCAAAAAGCAGCAGAUCAUAUCCCUACUCUAAUUAUUAUUCGAUCAUGGAUAUAAAAAAUAAUGAUGAAAUAUUUGUGAAAUUCGACGUGAAAGCACAAAGCUGUCAAAUCGUUUUUAUUGAAAACUUUCCGAAUAUUAAGGGUUAUUAUUUAAUAAUAUAUUUGAAUGCUUAUAAUCAUACAAAUGGUCACCGGUACUCAACGAUAUUCUCAAGAGAACACGCCACUACACAUUAUGAAGAAAAUAUCAUAUCGCCUGACGAAUGGCGUCAAUUCUGGGUUCGAAUCACACCAGACGGAUCAUCGAUUGAAGUCGGCAAAAAUAAGCAACCCGCCUUCAUGUCUUUAGAAACAACGCCUAUGUCAAUCAAGUACUAUAUAUUCUUGGUGAUUUGCACGAUUUCUCGAGUACAACUUAUUGGGUUUUUCCUGUUUUUCCAAAUCGUCCCGAAAAAAGCAAUGUAUUUAUAUUUCUAUAACUACUCGUACAAAAUAACUGGCAUUGGAAAAGAUGAACUUCACAAUAUUUCAAACCAAACCAUUUUGCUUCCAUUCAAUGAGUCCGAACGGAUUCAUAAAAUCGCGGAAGUGAAAAAUUAUCUAAUAUUAUACCUACUAUUAUUAAGUAUAUUUUGUAUAGGCAAUUGUUCUGUAAAGGAUAUGUGAUUAGACGAAGGUAUCUUGUAUAAUAAUAUUAACAAAGGAAACCUUUACAGCUAUACAACUCGUUAACUCCGAUCGAGCUGGAAUUUGGCUCGCUGUUCGCUGAGCAUGUCACAGACCUCAAAACCAAAUUUUCAACUGCCGAAAUUGAUUUUACGAUUUUUGGUGAAUUUUUGAAAAUAGGUAAAAUAGCCCAUCUACUAAAGAAGAAAACAGAGAGAUGAAACAAUUGGAAUUAAUUGACCCCCCCCCCCUGUUUCGAUCGAGCCCAUUUUCCACCGAUCUGGAGCUUCCAGCAAAAGUUGACUUUUCUCCGGUAAUUUCACAUCGCUCCAGAAAGCGUUACAAUCAACUUCGACAGCUGAAAAUUUGGUUUUAAAGUCUGGAUGACAUGCUUUUUCAGUGAGCCAAAUUUCAGGUCGAUCGAAAUUGACUGGUUGUAGAGAUUCUCUUUGUAAUUAUGUACCUAAUUAAAACUUAUAUGUACCUAGCUUAUAAUGCUUUCUUUUGGUUCAUUUUAUUCUCCAUUGUUCUUAUUGUUAGUAAUAAAUAAAGUAUGUUAUGCAUUA